ACGCUCUGUCAAAAGUCGUCAACCAACCCAAAUCUUGAUUUCUUAAUUUGGAAAUAAACUAAAUUCGACAAAACCCAAAACCUAAAAUUGAAUUUUGAUCUUCCACACAGAGAAGAAAAAAGAAAACGAAGAAGGUGGUCCUGAUCUGAAUUCAUCAUUCAAUCAUGGCGAUAAGAGCGACGGUAUCUAGAUUUCCAAUAGAUGCUGAUGCUCAAGAAGCAAGUGGAUUACAAUGGGGUGUCACAGUAUCACCAUUUUCACUUACAGAUGAAAAUGGUAUUGCUCCUGUUUAUGGUAACGAAGGUCAUCUUCUACCAAGGUGUGAGAAUUGUUGGGCUUAUUUCAGUACUUAUUGUGAAUUAGAACAAUGGGCAUGGAAUUGUUCUCUUUGUGGUACUUUGAAUGGUCUUACUUCUCAAGCCAUUGCUCGUUACUCGCAUCCUCAAUCCUGUGCUGAAAUGAUGUCUUCUUUUGUAGAUCUCGAAAUUCCAGUUGAUGGAUCUGAAGAAGAAGCUAUGCAAGCUCGUCCAGUUUAUGUUGCAGCUGUGGAUUUGUCUUCAUCUGAGGAGUUCUUGGAACUUACAAAAAGUGCUCUAUUAGCAGCUUUGGAAGCUCUUGCACCAGGUUCUCUGUUUGGGCUUGCUACGUUCAGCCAUAAACUGGGAUUAUAUGAUGUUCAAGGGCCUAUUCCAGUUGUUAAGAACAUUUUUAUCCCUCCAGAGGUGGUGGACGGGGAGCCAGUCACACCACCAAUUGAGCUAGAAGAUGUCAUGCCCCUGCUAUCUUUUCUCGCUCCUGUAGAAACUUGCAAGGACCGCAUUGCUGCGGCUCUGGAAACAUUAAAACCAACUACUUCCUGGGAAAGGAGCACAGCCGCGGGGCAAGGUGUGGAAGGUGUUUUUCUAGGAGGCCGAGGUUUUGGAGUAGCAAUGGAAACACUUCUAAACUACCUUGGAUCAGAAUAUGGAAAUACAUUUGCAUUAGCUAGGAUUUUUGCGUUCCUGUCUGGUCCUCCCGACUUUGGAGCUGGGCAAUUAGAUACAAGACGGUACGGUGAGCAGUACGCUAGCAAAGGAGAGGAUGCGGACCGUGCUUUACUUCCUGAGCAAACACCUUUCUACAAAGAGCUGGCUGCUGUUGCUGUUCAAUCAGGUGUUUGUGUCGAUAUUUUUGCUGUUACAAAUGAAUAUACAGACUUGGCAUCUCUUAAAUUUCUUAGUAUUGAAAGUGGCGGAUCUCUGUUUUUGUAUUCCAAUACGGAUGAUUCAACUCUUCCUCAGGACAUGUACCGGAUGUUGAGUCGUCCAUAUGCAUUUGGUUGUGUGCUUCGAUUGAGGACAUCUACCGAAUAUAAAUCCGGUCAUUCUUAUGGUCAUUUCUUCCCAGAUCCUCAGUACGAAAAUGUUCAACACAUUAUCUGUUGUGAUUCGUAUGCAACUUAUGCUUAUGAUUUUGAGUUCGCAAAUAAUGUGGGCUUUUCAAGACAUUCAGAGCCUCCUGUUGUGCAGAUUGCAUUCCAAUAUUCUGUUGUUGUGCCACCAGCAGAAACGUCAAAUUCGAAAUUGAUCUCUUCAAGUAGGCCCAGCUAUUCCGUCCAAAGAAGAUUGAGGAUACGAACUUUACAAUUUGGGACUGCUAAAAAUUUUAAUGAGUUGUAUGACAGUGUAGAUUCUGAAGUCAUUCUCUCUAUACUUGUUCACAAGGUUAUAUUAGCUUCUUUGGAGCAAGGAGUUCGUGAAGGCAGGGGACUACUCCAUGAUUGGCUUGUAAUCCUUACAGCUCAAUAUAAUGAUGCUUGCAAACUAUUUCCCUCCCAAAAUGGAACUUCAACAGUUUCUCAAGUUGAUGUAGCCUUCUCUCAAUGUCCACAGUUACAGUCUUUACCUCGCCUUGUAUUUGCUUUACUCAGAAACCCUCUUUUACGCUUCCAUGAAGAAGGCGUUCACCCAGAUUACCGUAUAUACCUACAAUGUCUUUUCAGUGCACUGGACCCAAGUUCGCUCAACCGUGCCAUCUAUCCUGUAUUGACAUCGUUUGCCACUCCAGACAAGCUAGCAUAUCCACGCCACUCAUUGAGUCGUGCUGCACUGUUAACCAGUGGAAGUCCAAUAUUUUUCCUUGAUUCUUUCACAACCUUGAUCGUCUAUUACUCUUCAACUGCAGACCCUUCGCUUCCCUUUCCUCCUCCCCAUGAUUGUUUACUGCGAACCACAAUUAACAAAUUGAAACAGGAGAGAAGUAUCACGCCAAAGCUCAUGUUUAUAAAGGGAGGGCAAGAUGACGCUACUGCGUUUGAGAAUCAUCUAAUUGAAGAACAGGAUGUUGAUGGAAAUGGGCUAACUAGCAUAAUGGGUUUUGUUUCAUUCCUCGAAGAGGUUACUCACAAUGUGUUAGAAUACAUGAAAUAGAAUGCUGCACCAUAUACCAAACCACAAAUGUAACAUCAAAUAUAGGCUUCUCUAAAACCCCAAUUUGCUGAUCCAUUACGAUCAAGAAGGGGAGAAGGAUUUUGUAUGAACUUCUUAAAUUUGUACUGUAGGUUCUGAAAGGAUUAUAGGUCAUGACAGGAGUCUUUUAUAGCUGUAGUCUAAGGUGCUGAAGCUAAUCUCUGGGAGCAGCUUACCAUCUCUUUUCUUUUUGUUGUAAAUUUGCUCAAGAGGUACGGUUUUCUUAUGCAGAUAUCAUUCUUUACAUCCACACACAAGUGGAAUUUCUGCAGAAUUUGAUGAGAAGAAAGAAGAGGAUGACCUCUAGGAGAAACUAGCAUAUGGUGUUUUAACUUUCGUUCGAUAUGAUCAGCAUAUAUGUUCGAUAUGACCAGCAUAUAUCUGGAGGUGGUAGUUGCCGUAAAAUAUGGAUCUGGUGUGCUAAGGAGGGAAGUGUUGUAAAGUAUGUAUGGCGUUGUGGCAUAGAGGGAGGGAGAUGUAUUUGUUCUAGUUAUUAGCUCCUUCACGCAUGGAAGAGAAAAUUAACGCAGAUAAUCUGUUUAAUGCGAUUGCCAUUGUCACGAACAG
Molecule: messenger RNA, 3014 nt
Organism: Papaver somniferum (opium poppy)
Lineage: Eukaryota; Viridiplantae; Streptophyta; Magnoliopsida; Ranunculales; Papaveraceae
Product: protein transport protein SEC24-like
Exons: 14
Coding region: 165-2408 (747 amino acids)
Biological process (GO): COPII-coated vesicle cargo loading; endoplasmic reticulum to Golgi vesicle-mediated transport; intracellular protein transport
Cellular component (GO): COPII vesicle coat; endoplasmic reticulum exit site
Molecular function (GO): zinc ion binding; SNARE binding
Source: RefSeq, a predicted model, not a curated record